UGGUGUGUAGUGUAUCUAUAGUUUCCUUCUGUUUUGAAACCCAAGCAAGCUAAGUGAUUUAGUUCCAUAAGCUGUAAUAAGUGGGUUUUCAAGUAUUUCAUAGUGUAAUCCUUCAGUUUUGAUAAGAUGGAAAAGAGAGUUGUGUUGGAACUGCGGGGAAGAAGUCCCUCACAGAUCAAGGAGCUUAACUUGGAUAACUGCAGAAGCACUAAUAUAGUGGGGCUAUCUGAUGAGUACACCAAACUUGAAAUCUUAAGUCUCAACAAUGUUGGACUCACAACACUCAAAGGAUUCCCCACAUUACCCAAACUGAGGAAGUUAGAACUUUCUGAUAACAGGAUAUCCAGUGGACUUGAUUUUCUGAAAGGAUGCAAGAAGUUAACUCACCUCAACUUGUCAGGCAACAAAAUUAGAGACUUGGAGACGUUGCAGCCACUAAAAGAGAUUGAGAAACUAAGAGUAUUAGAUUUGUUCAACAAUGAUGUCACCAAUAUUGAGGACUAUAGGGUGAAAGUGUUUGCACUGCAUCCAUCCAUUAAGUACUUGGACGGAUAUGACCCAGAUGACAGAGAGGGGGAGGACAGUGACGCAGAGGAGGAUGAGGUGGAGGAACUGAAUGGAAAUAAUGAUAGUGAGGAAGAUCUGGACAUAGAUUUGAGUUCUCUAUUCAUUGAUGAUGACAGUUUAUCUGAGAGGCCUCCAGAGACAUCGCCUAGUCUUCUAAUAUCAUUGUAUACUGUAUGUGGUCUUCUGUUCCAUAUGGGUUAUCUUUUAAGAAAUUCAGAUGUGGAGGAUGAAGAAGAUGAUGAUGAUGAUGACGAUGGAGACAUGUCACUGAGUGCUGUUUAUCGUGAUAACUUAGAGGAGGAGAGCUCGUCCAGUUCGCUGUUCGAGGGCAGCGACGAGGAAGAGGAGGAGGACGAAGAUGACGAUAACAAUGAGAACGACGCCGAAACGGUACACAACACCAAGGCUAAAGAAGGUGAAGUGAACGCGCGUGACCCCGAAGAGAGCACUCGAGGUAAAAAGCGAAAACAUGAGGACGAAGACGAAAAUUAAAGUUGCCUUAAGCGGAGUUAUCUUACUAGUUCGUAAGUGUACAGCACUCCGAAGCAUCGGACAAUAAACAUGAUCAUAGUUAUGGUGAACUUAAGUCAUACUGGCUUCCAGAGUCGGUAUAUGGGAAUAUAUAAUCCGAAACUGCAAAUGGGUCCAUAAGCGAACGCGACAAGAACUAUCGAAAUGAAUACCUUAUCACCAUAAACUAAAAGUUUUAAUGUUGAUGUCUUUUUUGUGUGGAAUCUGUAGUUUGUUGUCCGAAAGUUGAUAUUUCAAUUAAAUUGUUUAUGUAAUAACUAUUUUUUAUUCUAUUGACAUGCUUACUUUAGUCUUAUCAAAGGGAAUGCGAGUGCAUGAUUUGUAGAUUUAAAUUAGCUCUCGGAAUUUCUUAAAAUUACAAUAUAAUUGAUUAGCUAUAAGUGAUAAGUUGUUUUAAUAAUAAUGAUCGGUCAUACAUUUGUAAUUCUGUUUUGAAAUGAUAAAUUCUAUGCAAGAAAUUCCGCCUGUGUAAUAUACAACCCAACUGUUAGACUGGUUGAGACAUAUUUAAUAGUAAAACCGAUAACAUCAGUCUCCUUCAUAUGCCAUAGGGCCUCAAUAUGCAAAAAAAUAGUGUGUUUCUUCCUGAUAAAAAAAUAAAAUUGUAAGAGCAUAAAGUACCAGCAUAUUUUUAUUAUAGAUCAUCUUGCACCAUUCAGAAACAGGUAGAAGUCCCUGAGUUAUA
Molecule: messenger RNA, 1783 nt
Organism: Pararge aegeria (speckled wood butterfly)
Lineage: Eukaryota; Metazoa; Arthropoda; Insecta; Lepidoptera; Nymphalidae
Gene: Mapmodulin
Product: acidic leucine-rich nuclear phosphoprotein 32 family member A
Exons: 7
Coding region: 127-1059 (310 amino acids)
Cellular component (GO): nucleus
Molecular function (GO): histone binding
Source: RefSeq, a predicted model, not a curated record